Molecule: messenger RNA, 3909 nt
Organism: Oryza brachyantha (malo sina)
Lineage: Eukaryota; Viridiplantae; Streptophyta; Magnoliopsida; Poales; Poaceae
Exons: 1
Coding region: 115-3501 (1128 amino acids)
Source: RefSeq, a predicted model, not a curated record
UGUAUUGUUCCAAAUAUCCAUGUUCUUGUUGUUCACACUGUCUGAGCUACCGUUGAAUCCUGAAAACUAUUUCAUGUUCCUGAGGAGCAGUCAUGCAUUAGUUAGAAUGCACUGAUGGAGAGCGGUUCUAAUAUGGAACCUCACCUGGGGAGUGAGAGCAUAGCCGCGGUGGAUGACAGGCAGCCUGAGACUGAGAUUGUUGAGAUCAAUAGCUUCCCUACUCCAGAACUGGGCAGUGAUCGUCAGAUGGCAGAAGAAGCAGCCAGCAUCGAAAGCCAGGAAGAUGGUGAGAUGGUCGACGUUGAAGCACAAGAUUCGUGCAAAGGCUCCAGCGGGUCAGCAUCGCUCAAUAGCCAUGAAGCCAGAAUAAAGAUUGAUUUUGAGUUCCUGUGGAGGUUGCGAAAGUAUCUGCUGCUUCUUGCUGUGCUAGCUGUUAGUGUCACAUACAAUGCUGGAUUGAACCCACCAGGGGGGUUUUGGACAGAUGACAGCCCCGGCCACCAUGCCAGUGAUCCUCUCCUUCCAUCUAAAUUCUUCCAGCGAUAUGAAUCAUUCUUUUACUGCAAUGCAACAGCCUUUGCUGCAUCUCUGGUCUUAAUCAUCUUGCUUUUAAGUAGGAGUGUGGCCAAUCAGCAUUUAUGGCUUCGUGCGAUGCAGCUUACCAUGAUAUUGGACCUCUUUAGCCUUAUGGGGGCCUAUGCUGCAGGGAGCUGCAGAGCUCUAAAUUCUUCUGUUUAUAUAUUCGUGCUAGUUUUCGCUGUUUUCUUCUAUGUUUGGAUUCAUAUUUUAGUAUUCAUAAAGGUGGUUCCAAAAUGGUUAAAAGAGGUUAUACAGACAUUCAUACACAGAAUUGUAGAGAAGCUGCAAACACUAUCCAUUUGUCACGUCCCUGCGGAGCAAAGAAGCAAACAAAAUGAGAAGGAGGAAAUCGAGGAAGCUCGUAAGUUUAUAUUGAUGCUCUCAACUUUUGCUGCUACUAUCACAUACCAAGCUGGAAUGAGUCCACCUGGUGGCUUUUGGGCUGAAAACGUACAUGGCUACCGUCCAGCUACUUUUGUUCUUCGCAGGCACAACCUUCUCCGGUUCAAUAUUUUCACCUGUUGCAAUGCAACUUCUUUUGUAGCAUCUCUGGUCACAAUCAUAUUACUUCUGAGCACAAAAUUGAGCCGACAUGGUAUAAGGACUCGGGCAUUGUUUGCGUGUGUCAUAGCUGAAUUGUUUGGCCUGAUUGUUGCUUAUGCUACAGGGAGCUGCAGGGAUGUUGCAACAUCAGUGUCGGUGAUCCUCAUAAUUGCUGUGGUUUUAAUCUGUGCCUUGAUCCUUGUUAUAUUCUUCCAAUCCAGAGCUGUAACUAUGUGGAUCAAUAAUGCAGUGAAACCUGGAUUUGACAAUGUUCUGAAAAAGCUUUCAUGGCCACGGGAAAACCAGUUAUCACAUGGAAAUCAAGGACCCUUGUCAAGUCCUCCACAGGAUGCAGAUCAUGGAAAUUUGGGUGAGGAAGAUGCGAAAUCUGCGCCAACCAGUGAUUUGGAUAGCACAAAAGAUAACAUAAACACUAUGGCUAAUCAAUUUCAUGAUCAGAAAGACAAUAUGAUCAUUACAGCAGUACACUCUCCAUCUGCAGAUGUGCCAAGUAGAAAAGCUACUAUGCCAGAGCAGAGCUUGUCUGACCCAAUUUCAGCACUUGGUGAUGUGACACUAUCAGCUAAUAUGCUUGAAACUGAACAUAAUAUAGGCAAGAGCCAGAUGGAUCGUGAUGAACAAAAUCAACUAAUGGUUGGUCAACAUGAUAGUUCAGAGGUUGAUGGAGAAGUCAGACAGUCUGAGAAUGGCACAAUGAACAAUAAUCAAGGCACAAGGGAUCAAGAUAGAAGCAGUGAUGACACAGAGGAAAAUCCAGAUGAUGUUUGUCUUAAGAAGUCACGCACAUACCUGUUGCUUCUUGCAGUUCUUGCAGUGUCCUUAACAUAUCAGGCAGGUCUAAAUCCACCAGGUGGCUUUUGGACAUCGAAUGCCCUUAAUCACUUGGCUGGUGAUCCCAUCCUUGAGGAUAAUUACCAUAAGAGAUACCUUGCUUUCUUUUAUUUCAACGCGACUGCCUUUCUAGCUUCCCUUGUCAUGCUCAUUAUGCUCCUGGACAAGAAGAUGAGCAAAAAGGUUAUAAAACGCCGUGCAUUACAAACGGCAAUGAUAACUGAUUUACUUGCUCUAUUGGGGGCCUUUGUUGUUGGGAGCUGCAGGGAGAAAACAAAGUCCAUUUACAUAUCAGUGGUGAUAUUUUUUGCAGUUGCAUAUGUUCCUCUUCAUUGUUGGGCAUUAAUAUACAUAGUCCCUGAACGGUGGACACAAUGGUUUACCCAGAGGCUACAUCAUGGAAUGGAAGAAUCCCCUCGUGUAGGUGUAGAUAAUGAUGCAAAGGCUGCUAGUGAGAAGGACUUGGAGCGGAGGCGCAAUUUGCUUCUCAUUCUUGCUGUUCUAGUAGCAACUGUCACAUAUCAAGCUGGCCUGAACCCUCCAGGUGGCAUUUGGCCUGAUGGGAAUUCUAAUGGUGGCAAACCUGGCAAUCCUGUUCUUCAAGACAGCCAUCCAGAACGCUAUGAUGUUUUCUACUAUUCAAAUGCUGUCUCAUUUGUGUCAUCUGUGGCUGUUAUCAUACUACUUAUUAACAGGGAAUCGUGUGAGCAUGGAAUCAAGUCCUAUGCACUGCGUUUUUGCUUAAUAGCUGGUUUGCUUGGUCUCCUGAUUGCUUAUUCCGCAGGAAGCUUCAGGAAAGUAAAAUCAAUAGGUUAUCUCAUUAUCAUAACCUCUGCUGUUCUCAUCUGUCUUUUAACUCAAGUUCUUGUGCUGUCAUCAACAAAAGAUGCACUACAAUGGCCAGCUUGGUCAAGGAGAUGGUUGCAGAAUAUUUUUGGGCUUGGGGAUUCUAAAAAGUCACUAGAAAGUCCAAGUCAGUCAAAAAAUGAAAGUAAUGUUGUGCAGUUGGUUCCCUUUGUUGAUGAAGAGAAAGAAAAGAGGCAUAAGUACUUGAUGCUGCUUGCAAUUCUUGCUGCAUCCAUUGCUUACCAAGCUGGUCUAAACCCACCUGGGGGUUUCUGGUCGGAUGACAGUCCAGAUGGCUACAAAGCUGGCAACCCAGUCCUUAAGGACAUACACUCCAGGCGCUACAUGGUUUUCUAUGUCUCUAAUUCCUUCUCUUUCAUGGCAUCUGUUGCUGUAAUCAUGCUUCUUCUUAUUAAAUCUGUCAGAAAGAAUAAGGUUCCACUUCAAGCAUUGUUCUUGAUCAUGAUACUGGACCUGUUGGCUCUGAUGAUUGGUUAUGCAGCUGGAAGCUGCAGAAAGGUCAGAACAUCAAUAUUUGUCUUCAUGGUAGUAUGCUGUGUGGUGCUGUACCUUGUGAUUGUAAUUAUUUUAUCAAGUGGUAUUGCAAAAUGGCUGAAGAAAAGGAAAGGUAGGUGGCCUCUGUGUUGGAGAUGUCCUCAGCAUGAUAAUGCAACAGAAUAACAAGGAGAUGAACAGAAUGUUGGAUCAAUGUUUUGAAAUUCCUUGAUCAUUUGGUUCAAGAAAUCAAAAGGACAGCAGUAGGUGGAGGUGCGGUAUGUCCUGUAUCACAUAUAAGUUGUUCUCUUAGUCAUUUUGAGUAGAUCAGUGUGCUUGUCCUUUUGUGUUACUUGUUGAGUUGUUUCCCAGGUUUGGCUAGGGGAGCAGUAGUCCCACUGUUUCUCAUUUGCCAGCCCCAUUCUUUUACUUCCUACUGCUACGAUGCACGAACCUCUUGCAAGUUCUUGAAAGGAGAUCUUUUUUGGCAGUGUUGUGACCUAUUUUGUAUUUGAGAUGAAAAUCGUGCAUUUGGUUUUUGUUCAGCAGAACGGCAUCAUCAGGUUCUAUAAUUUGUGGCAACAAGAUCUUCAC